AACAACAACAAAAACAAUAACAACAACAAAAAAGAGUCAUAGAACAUAGGGCCAUGAACAUUAGCACGUGUUUUAUGGCAUGUGUUUUGUGACAUGUUCAAUCCCUAGAAGCAGCAGAACAAGAAGGCACAGGAUGGUUAUGGCUAUCAAGGUCUAUACAGGUAACUGGACAGUGUUUUUCAAGACAAAGUGCUGGGCAGUGUGCAAGCAGCAGGAGAGAGUGACAGGCCACAUUUGGGGGGAAAUUCUGAAAAGAAAGUGCAGGGAUGGUGACUUUAUGGAGGAGUGAGCUUUGCUUAGAGAAUAAGCUGGUGCUUAGGGAGUAGAAUGGUUAGAGCUCUGGAAACACCUUAGUAUGUGUUCAUACUAAUAUCAGCAAGUGGCUGAUAGGGUUGGAGAUUAAUGCUGUAGACUGGAGUAUACUGAGGCCACUGAGGUCCACUUUGAAUGAUGUGUGUUUUAUGCAAACAUACAAGUAUGUGUAUUUUAGGCAAACAAGGCUGGCAUAGCUGAGGAGGGACUUGGUUCUCUGGCUAUCAGUUACACAUUCCAGUUUGAGUCCAUGAUCAGCAAGGCUGUCUCCUGCUCACCUUUAUAGACCCACAUAUACUGAGGGAGUAAAGUCAGGGUAUUCUCUUGUACUUCCUCCCUUCUCCUCUUUGUCCUCUUCUUUUUUAUUUCAAGACAAGCUGGCCUUCAAUUUAUGUAUCUCAGGCUGUAUUCAAAUGUUUCCUAAUCUUCCCGAUUCAGUCUCCCAGAGUAACAGCACCUAGCCCGCCCCCUCUUUCCUCAAGUGUAGGGUAAGGGACAGCUCACUGUUAGAGCGCUUACCCACCAUGUGCAAGGCUCUGAUUUGGGUUCCUAGCACUGAAAAAAACAAAACAAUUUUCCUGAGCUCUGAAGUCUAAAAGCUGCAGGAUAUCCUGAGACCCUCUGAGUUUUCAUAAAGAUUGGGACAGUGGAGACAGCAAAAUGGCACACAGCCCCAGCUAGCUGACUUCAUGUGAAAGAUGGCCAAUGCGGAAGUGAGCGUCCCAGUGGGAGAUGUGGUUGUGGUGCCCACUGAAGGAAAUGAAGGGGAGAACCCAGAAGACACUAAAACUCAAGUGAUCUUGCAGUUGCAGCCUGUGCAACAAGGGAUUUAUGAAGCCGGGUCGGAGAAUAGCGCAGCAGUUGUAGCUGUAGAGACCCACACGAUACACAAAAUCGAAGAAGGAAUUGAUGCAAGCAGUGUAGAAGCGACCGAGGAUAUGGAAAUCGCUUACCCUAUCACCUGUGGAGAGAGUAAAGCUGUCCUCCUCUGGAAGAAGUUCGUGUGUCCAGGAAUAAAUGUGAAGUGUGUCAAGUUCAAUGAUCAGUUGAUCAGCCCCAAGCAUUUUGUUCAUCUGGCUGGCAAGUCCACUCUGAAGGACUGGAAGAGAGCCAUCCGUCUAGGUGGCAUCAUGCUCAGGAAGAUGAUGGACUCUGGACAGAUCGAUUUUUAUCAGCAUGACAAAGUUUGCUCCAACACCUGCAGGAGCACCAAGUUUGACCUUCUGAUAAGCAGUGCGAGGGCUCCAGUGCCUGGACAGCAGACAAGUGUGGUGCAGACCCCCACCUCGGCCGAUGGUAACAUCACACAGAUUGCCAUCUCAGAGGAGAGCAUGGAAGAGGCGGGGCUGGAGUGGAACUCAGCCCUCACUGCCGCUGUCACCAUGGCCACAGAAGAGGGUAUAAAGAAAGAAUCUGAAGAGAUUUCAGAGGACACUUUGAUGUUCUGGAAGGGGAUAGCUGAUGUAGGAUUGAUGGAGGAGGUCGUCUGCAACAUACAGAAGGAAAUAGAAGAGCUUCUCAGGGGAGUGCAGCAGCGGCUCAUUCAUGCACCUUUCCAGGUUACAGAUGCUGCUGUUCUAAACAAUGUGGCGAACACAUUUGGCCUAAUGGACACAGUCAAGAGAGUUUUGGACAACAGACGGAAGCAAGUGGAGCAGGGGGAGGAGCAGUUUCUCUAUACCCUGGCAGACUUGGAACGGCAGUUGGAAGAGCAAAAAAAGCAAGCCCAAGAUCCCAGACUGAAAUCCCAGACGGUUCAAAAUGUGGUACUGAUGCCUGUGAGCACCCCAAAGCCUCCAAAAAGACCCCGGCUCCAGCGGCCGGCCUCCACCACUGUCCUGAGCCCUUCUCCUGUCCAGCAGCCUCAGUUCACUGUCAUCUCUCCCAUUGCCAUCACCCCCGUGGGCCAGUCCUUCUCCAUGGGCAAUAUCCCAGUGGCUACCCUCAGCCAGGGCUCCAGUCCUGUGACUGUCCACACGCUGCCUUCUGGCCCUCAGCUCUUCCGCUACGCCACAGUGGUUUCCUCUGCCAAGAGCAGCUCACCAGAGACAGUGACCAUCCACCCUUCAUCAAGUUUGGCACUGCUGAGCUCCACUUCCAUGCAGGAUGGGAGUACCCUGGGCAAUAUGGCCACCAUGGUGAGCCCCAUGGAGCUGGUGGCCAUGGAGUCUGGCCUGACUUCAGCAAUCCAGGCUGUUGAAAGCACCUCUGAGGAUGGGCAGACCAUCAUUGAAAUUGACCCUGCCCCAGACCCUGAGGCUGAUGAUACUGAGGGCAAAGCAGUCAUCUUGGAGACAGAGCUGAGGACUGAGGAGAAAGUGGUAGCCGAAAUGGAAGAGCACCAGCAUCAGGUCCACAAUGUGGAGAUUGUGGUCUUGGAGGACUGACUGGGGAUGGGCGAGAGCUAUGUUUGGGUUGGAACUUUAAUUAUGUUUAUUUUUAUCAUUGUCCCACUCAUUUCCACAUAGAACCUUUGUUUU
Molecule: messenger RNA, 2792 nt
Organism: Arvicanthis niloticus (Nile rat)
Lineage: Eukaryota; Metazoa; Chordata; Mammalia; Rodentia; Muridae
Gene: Gmeb1
Product: glucocorticoid modulatory element binding protein 1
Biological process (GO): regulation of transcription by RNA polymerase II
Cellular component (GO): nucleus
Molecular function (GO): RNA polymerase II cis-regulatory region sequence-specific DNA binding
Source: RefSeq, a predicted model, not a curated record